AUGUCUCAAUUAUUAGCUAAAUCUACUACAAAAACGUAUAGUUUACUCUCAAAGAGGGUAUUAACUCAAGCAAGAUUUUAUGCUCAACCAACUUUAAAAGAAAGAUUUGCAGAAAUUUAUCCACAAAAAGCUGCAGAAAUUAAGCAAUUUAAAAAAGAUCAUGGUUCAACAGUUAUCGAUACAGUUAAAUUAGAGCAAGCUUAUGGUGGUAUGCGUGGUAUUAAAUCAAUGGUUUGGGAAGGUUCAGUUUUAGAUCCUGAAGAAGGUAUUAGAUUUAGAGGUUUAACAAUUCCAGAAAUUAGAGAUAAAUUACCAAAAGCAACAAAGGAUUCAAAAGAGCCAUUGCCAGAAGGUUUAUUUUGGUUAUUAUUAACAGGUGAAAUUCCAUCAGCUGAACAAGUUAAAGCUUUAUCUGUUGAUUUAGCUUCAAGAUCUGAAUUACCAGAACAUGUUAAUAUUUUAUUAGAUAAUUUACCAAAACAUUUACAUCCAAUGGCUCAAUUCUCAAUUGCUUUAAAUGCACUAGAAUCUGAAUCAAAAUUUGCUAAAGCUUAUGCACAAGGUGUUAAUAAAAAAGAAUAUUGGACUUAUACAUUUGAAGAUUCUUUAGAUUUAUUAGGUAAAUUACCUGUCAUUGCUUCAAAAAUUUACCGUAACGUUUUUAAAGAUGGUAAAUUAGGUAAAGUUGAUUUAAAUGCUGAUUAUGGUAAAAAUUUAGCAAAUUUAAUGGGUUUUGAAAACGGUGAUUUUGUUGAAUUAAUGAGAUUAUAUUUAACAAUUCAUUCUGAUCAUGAAGGUGGUAAUGUUUCUGCUCAUACUACCCAUUUAGUUGGUUCUGCACUAUCUUCUCCAUAUUUAUCUUUAGCUGCAGGUAUGAAUGGUCUUGCAGGUCCAUUACAUGGUCGUGCUAAUCAAGAAGUUUUAGAAUGGUUAUUUAAAUUAAGAGAAUCAGUUCACGGUGAUUAUUCAAAGGAAACUAUUGAAAAAUAUUUAUGGGAUACUUUAAAUUCAGGUAGAGUUAUCCCAGGUUAUGGACAUGCUGUCUUAAGAAAGACUGAUCCACGUUACACAGCUCAACGUGAAUUUGCAUUAUCUCAUUUCCCAGAUUAUGAAUUAUUUAAAUUAGUUUCUGCUGUUUAUGAAACUGCACCAAAAGUUCUAACUAAACAAGGUAAGACAAAGAAUCCAUGGCCAAAUGUGGAUUCUCAUUCUGGUGUUCUAUUACAAUAUUAUGGUUUAACUGAAGCCUCCUUCUAUACUGUCUUAUUUGGUGUUGCAAGAGCCUUUGGUGUUUUACCACAAUUAAUUAUUGACAGAGCUGUUGGUGCAUCAAUUGAAAGACCAAAAUCUUUCUCAACUGAAAAGUUUAUGGAAUUAGUUAAAUCUAUUGAAUCUAAGAAAUAG
This is a messenger RNA of Maudiozyma saulgeensis, 1404 nucleotides long. The record is from the annotation of a GenBank genome assembly. NCBI's taxonomy places the organism in Eukaryota, Fungi, Ascomycota, Saccharomycetes, Saccharomycetales, Saccharomycetaceae.